AUGGGAGGUCGGGCAUUCCUUCAGACGCUACCGCCCAACUCUUUCCCCCGUUUGCAUCCAAAGCUAUACAACGCAGUGAAAGAGCGUCUUUUACAGGUUCUACCUGAACUGUAUGGAUGCGUCGAGGUGCCGCCAGAGGCACCUGAGAAAUUGGAUCAUGGUGAUCUAGACUUUGUCGUUGCCCUUCCUCUUAACCUUGAAUCUCCCGCGACGACUGAAGAUGUUAAGAACGCACUGGGCGCCACUGCAGCGAUCACGCUGGAGGGAAAUAGAAUGUCAAACUAUGCGAUAGAUGUUCAAGUCUGCGACAGCAAGGAGCAGGUGGAGAGCAUAGUCGUUUUUCAUGGGUAUGGCGACUUGGGCAUCAUUUUAUUUUCUCUAGCUCAGAGCUAUGGGCUGACUCUUUCACCAAAGGGAUUAAAAAUUGGCAGCCCCCGUCCAGAUCCACCUGUACACCUAACAUCAUCACCGACCGCAAUAUUGGACUUCUUUGGUCUAUCCAUGGAAAUUUGGAAAAAAGGAUUCACGACGCAGCAGGCUGUUUUUGAGUUUGUCGCGAGCUCAAGGCUCUUUAAUCCUCACAGAUUAGAAAAGCCUAGUAAGCCAUCGCAGAAAAAAGUAAUUGAUACUCGGAAUAUGUACCGCGAUUUCCUCCUGUGGGCUCAUGAGCAGCCCUCGGCGCCAAACGCGCCUUGUGGCGAGGACGAUGUGGUCACAGAAGCUCUCGUUAAAUUCAGCAAGAAAGAGGAGUGGGAUGCUAUGGCGAAGGAACGAUACGAGCGCGCUUGGAUUAAAGAGAAUUUUAACGGAAAACUCGUUGCAGAGUGGACUGGGCUGGGCUGGAGGGGAGUCAAGACACUUAUGUACGAAAUAAGAAAAGACGUUGGAGGAGAAAGAAUGCUUGUUGGCAAGCCAAUCGUUGAGCUGAAGCAGCUAACCAUCGAUACUAAGCAUUCAUUGGGAUUAUCCUAA
Molecule: messenger RNA, 972 nt
Organism: Serpula lacrymans var. lacrymans S7.9
Lineage: Eukaryota; Fungi; Basidiomycota; Agaricomycetes; Boletales; Serpulaceae
Exons: 3
Coding region: 1-972 (323 amino acids)
Source: RefSeq, a predicted model, not a curated record